UGGGCGCUGAGCUCUCGGCUACGGCUACUGGAAUCCUCAAGAGCAGAGUUAUAACAUAUCUCCACCGAAAGACGGAAACCAGCAGUAGAUUCUCCUCGAGUUUGAGGAGGGCCGGAAGGAAAGACUACACUCGCGGAAUCCCCACUGGAAGAAACGAAAAUCUAGGUUGUGUCCUCGCAGCUAUUUCGAGUUGCGCUCGGCUGGCUGGCUGGUGAUUCCAAUUCCACCCCCACAAGGCGAGGGUUGGGCGUCAAAGUUUCCGGUUCCGGCGGCUUGCUUGGCUGCAUCGACGAGGGCAGCAUCGGGAAGGAAGAAUGUCGUAUACAAACAAGAGUACAUUUGCCACGCUGCCUCGCACCCAGCGGGGGAUGCCACUGGUCCUGGGUGGGGACCCCAAGGGCAUCAACUUCCUCUACACAAACGGCAACAGCGUCAUCAUCAGGGACAUUGCAAACCCAUCGGUGUGCGACAUCUACACGGAACACUCGCAGAUGACGACGGUAGCCAAGUAUUCGCCCAGCAGAUUCUACAUCGCCUCUGCAGAUCAGACGGGCAAGAUCCGAAUCUGGGAUACGACCCAAAAGGAGCAUAUCCUAAAGAAUGAGUUUCAGCCCUUUGUGGGUAUUGUGAAAGAUCUCUGCUGGUCACCGGAUAGCCAGAGGAUCGUUGUGGUUGGCGAGGGACGCGAAAGGUUUGGGCACGUGUUUAUGGCCGAGACGGGCACUUCGGUUGGUGAAAUUGGUGGCCACAGCAAGCAGAUCAAUUCUUGCGACUUCCGACCCACUCGGCCCUUUCGGAUCAUCACCGGCAGCGAAGACAACACCGUUGGCAUUUUCGAGGGACCUCCUUUCAAGUAUAAGCUCAACAUCAGCGAUCACGCUCGCUUUGUGCAGUCUGUUCGUUACUCACCCAAUGGUGAGCUGUUUGCGAGUGGAGGCUUUGAUGGAAAGAUGUUCCUCUACAAUGCCAGCACAUAUGAGAAAGUCGGCGAAUUUGGAUCCCCAGCACACAGUGGAGGCAUUUAUGCCGUUUCCUGGAGUCCUGACAGCAAGAAGCUCCUCACUGCAUCUGGUGACAAAACGUGCAAGAUCUGGGAUGCCGCCACGAUGGAAAUGAUCACUGAAUUUCCAAUGGGCUCAGACAUUGUGGACCAACAAGUGAGCUGUCUUUGGCAGGGGGAUUAUCUGCUUUCCAUUUCACUCUCAGGGUUCAUCAACUACUUGGACGUUAAUAACCCCGACAAGCCGCUGAGGGUCAUCAAGGGCCAUCACAAGUCCAUCACUGCGUUGGCCGUUAGCCCCAACCGGGAGACCGUCUAUACGGGGAGCCACGACGGUUACAUUAGCUUUUGGGACGCCGUGACAGGAGACCAAGACCGUGUGUCAGGCGUGACGCACACAAACCAGGUGCAGGACAUGUGCACUGGCACCGAUUCUAUCUACACCUGCGGCUUAGACGACACAAUCCAUUCCAUCUCGCUUCUCAGCAAUGCGUACACCGACCUGAACCUCAAGAUGAACUCGCAGCCUCGUGGCAUUGCCACAGUGGAUGGCAACCUCGUGGUGGUCGCGGGCAUGACAGAUAUUACUAUGAUCGAGAACGGCCGAAAAGUUUCUUCCACGCCAAUCGACUAUGAAGCUAGCUCAGUUUCCCUUCACCCUAAAGAAGCAGACGUUGCCGUUGGAGGGACGACUGAUCAAAAGGUUCACGUGUACAUCCUUACCGGUGGUGUCCUGUCUGAAAAAAAGAGCCUAGACCAUCGUGGUGCAGUGACAGACGUUGCCUUUUCCCCCAACGGUGAAUACCUGGCUGCUUCAGAUGCCAACCGGAUGGUACGCCUCUACCGUGCUUUGACCUACGAGCCCGCUCACAAUCUUGACUGGUGCUUCCAUUCUGCCCGCGUCAACUGCGUCGGCUGGUCGCCAGAUUCGCGCUUCCUCGCUACUGGUAGUUUGGACACGGGGAUCAUUAUCUGGAGUACGGAGCAACCUACCAAGCACCUAAACAUCAAGAAAGCGCAUCCCCAAAGCCAAAUUACCAGGCUAGCAUGGUUGGAUGACUCGACAAUUGUGUCUGCAGGACAGGACAGCAACGUCAAGACCUGGCAGAUCAAGUUUCUCUAAGUCUACUUUAUCUCUAUAGAAUGUGCCGUCCGUCCACGGUAUUAUUUUCUUUUUUGUAACGAUGCAAGAAAUGCUGAACAAUUUGGCGCCUUUCUGUGCCAACCAAGCUAAUUUGUCAAUAAAAAAAAUGUGUCACGCA
Ornithodoros turicata is the source of this 2262-nucleotide messenger RNA. RefSeq names its product actin-interacting protein 1-like (gene flr). Gene Ontology annotation, cellular component: cortical actin cytoskeleton. The record is from RefSeq and is a predicted model, not a curated record. Gene Ontology annotation, molecular function: actin filament binding. Lineage: Eukaryota; Metazoa; Arthropoda; Arachnida; Ixodida; Argasidae. The transcript is spliced from 15 exons. Gene Ontology annotation, biological process: sarcomere organization; actin filament depolymerization; locomotion. The coding region runs from base 315 to 2123 and encodes 602 amino acids.